CUUCAUUCCACAUCUCUUUUGCACAUUCCAUUCCUUCUUUUCUUUUUCUUUUUCUUUUUCUUUUUAUUUUUAUUUUUCUUUUUAUUUUUAUUUUUCUUUUUAUUUAACCUUCAAUGACAUAUUCUAAUAGUGAUCGCGUAGAACUAGGACGUGAUCAACUCAAUGUCGGUCUGGAAAAUAUGUUUAUCCCCGGACCUGGACUUGAAUCUGCGCCCGACAUUACUACAACGCGUCCCUUGACUAGUUAUAGACCCAUCAAAGUACCCAGAGGGACUUAUGUCUAUGCCUCAGCUCCUGCUCGAAUUGACCUUGCAGGAGGAUGGACUGAUACCAUUCCCAUCACCCAUGAGCAUGGUGGCAAGGUUGUCAAUGUUGCUGUCAAAGUGAAUAACACUGCUCCAUAUUCUGUUAAAGCUCGUCGGACGGAAGCUUUGAUUUUAUCACUCUCGUACGACCCAAACAUUCCGCCAAAACAUUAUUAUUCUCUAGACCAAAUCCGAGAUCAUGCAGAUCCUCUCGUACCCUGUGCACUUCUCAAGGCAUGCAUUGUUGCUUCGGGCAUCCUAGGGAUCACAGCCCAAAGACACGAUGAUGUUCCCUUCAAGACCGUUGCAGAUGCCUUGAAACAUACCGGAGGAGGUUUGGAAUUGGUUGUGCGUUCGACCUUACCCAUUGGAUCAGGGAUGGGCACAAGUAGUAUCCUUGCAGCUGCAAUCCUAGCAGUCCUCAAGACUCUUAAAGGAGAAGCCUAUACGACGGACGAUUUGCUGUACAUGACAUUGGAAGUCGAGCAGAUGAUGAACACUGGUGGUGGUUGGCAAGAUCAAGUUGGUGGCGUGUUACCAGGAUUUAAAGUCUCGACUUGCGACAUUGGUCUACCCAUCAAGCUGAAUACAAAGACAAUUGAUGUCUCGGAUGAGUUCAUUCAAACGUUCAAUUCACGACUAUUGUUGAUCUAUACAGGAAAGACUCGACUGGCCAAAAACCUUCUUCAGACCGUGUUAAUGAAUUGGGCUGGUCGAGACGAUGCAGUAGUCAAGACUAUGGAUCAACUUUCAAAAGAUGCCACCCGUUGUGAAAGAGCUCUUCUUUUUCAACAUCAACAUGGAUCCGUUUUCUCAGAAAUAGGAGCAAUCAUGACACGAUAUUUUGCUGCCAAACGACUCCUUUCCAAUACCACAUUGAAUCAUCCUCCUAUCGUCAAAAGACUUUUAGCUCAUUUGGAACCCUUCCUAGAGGGCGCCACGUUAGCUGGAGCCGGGGGCGGCGGUUUCUUGGCCGUUCUGCUCAAACCUGAACAUGAUCGCCAUACUGUGAUAAACAAUGUCAAGAGAGCCAUGGCUAUGGAAAAGGAAAAGGAAAAGGAAAAGGAAAAGGAAAAGGAUAAGGAUAAGGAUAAGAGUCAAGGAGGUACAGCACAAGUAGUAGAAACAGGAGAUGGAAAAGAAGAAAAAGAAGCCAGAACGUCAUCAUCAUCAUCAUCAUCAUCAUCAUCACCAUCAUCACCAUCAUCAUCAUCAUUAGAGGAAGAGAAGGAGGAAGAAGAUUCGAUGUGGAUUUGGGAGGCAACUGUAGACACUACCGGAUUGAUCGUUUAUGUCGGAGAUGAGAACCAUACUGUCAUGCCGUGAAACUAGACCUCUUUGGAUAGAUCCUAAAUCGCGCCUCCAUGUCUUCCAUGUCUUCCAUGUCUUGGAACGAAAAUAAAGUAGAAUGCUCCUGCAGCGCGCAAGGCCAUUUCCAAUGAAACGAUUUAGACUUUUUUUCUUUUUUUU
Messenger RNA from Lobosporangium transversale, 1775 nucleotides. Its product is annotated as ribosomal protein S5 domain 2-type protein. Gene Ontology annotation, biological process: GDP-L-fucose salvage. The transcript is spliced from 7 exons. Lineage: Eukaryota; Fungi; Mortierellomycota; Mortierellomycetes; Mortierellales; Mortierellaceae. The record is from RefSeq and is a predicted model, not a curated record. The coding region runs from base 114 to 1631 and encodes 505 amino acids. Gene Ontology annotation, molecular function: fucokinase activity; ATP binding.